Messenger RNA from Penicillium atrosanguineum, 684 nucleotides. RefSeq lists its product as uncharacterized. Lineage: Eukaryota; Fungi; Ascomycota; Eurotiomycetes; Eurotiales; Aspergillaceae. The transcript has a single exon. Bases 1 to 684 code for a protein of 227 amino acids. The record is from RefSeq and is a predicted model, not a curated record.
AUGGGAGGCUCGGCGCUCAUUGCCAUCUUCCCGGCCUUCAACAGCCUCGACAUCACGGGGCCGAUAGCAGUUCUCUUUAACAGCGACUUUUCAAUCACAAUCGCUGCCAAAGAAGAUUUAACGAUAUCGCAAGAGAAUAUCACCGUCAAACGGACAGUCUCAUUCCAAGAAGCACACCAAAAUCUCUCAGAAUACGACAUCCUUAUAGUGCCCGGCUCUCGAUCCCGAAACAUCCUCCCCUACGUACAACCCGAGAAUGCCCAGUUAAUGGAACUUCUCGACCUUGUCGCAGAAUUCGCUAAACCACAACAUCGACCGACUAAAGAGCGCACGGCCUUGUCGGUCUGUACAGGGGGGUAUCUCCUCGCAGUUGUUGGUGUUCUGGAUGGGCUCACGGCAACGACACAUCGUCUUGCAACCAAGGGUCUUCAAACGGCUUGCGAAGAAUAUACUACUCGAACGCCAGGUGCAAAGGGUACGACAAUUCUACCUGAGAAUUCAUCUGUUCCUGUUUCAUAUUACGAUGCUGGGGUCAAUGAGUUUGGGGUCAGAGUUAUUACCACAGGCGCUGUUACGAAUGGGAUAGACGCUACACUGCAUUACGUUGCGAGUCGGUCUGGGAGGUCGGUAGCUGUUGAGGUCGCCGGAUUUAUUGGGCAUAAUUGGCGGGAGGAGAAAGCAUAG